CGUCACAGCUAAUGGCACUGAAAACAUGGCGAAAGUAAGUUUUCAGUCGGAUAAGACAAGUGUUAUUUUCGGUGAAGUAAUCAAGAUAUAGCCUAGAAAGCAGUUGGCGGGAUCUCGGAUAUUCAAAGACAUCCAGUUCAGCAUGUUGUAGGGGCACAAUGUUACAGCAAGUUAUAAUUCUUCAAGAUGGAAUAUUUUGUACUAUGUACACAAAAUUCAAGCCCAAAAGUUUAUCAUCAAAAGACUUCCAACCUAUGUCUCUGUGACUUGCAAAUGCAGUGAUAACUGAAUUAGCACUGACAGAACAUAAUAUGUUCACAAGUACUAAAGAAGUCUUGUAAAGUAUUCAAAAUGAGCACGCUAACCACUCAGUUGCCUCCCAUCAAGGUAGGUGGCCAGGUCACUCAGCAGGUCAUCAGACAUGUUCCAUCGCCACCAGCCAAAGGGUCUUCCUUAGGAAGUCCAUAUCAACGCAGCAGCAGAGGAAUUCAGAGACCUGAGGGUUCAUUUGUCAGAAGCCCUCCUUCUGAUCUAAAGAAAACAGCUAGCUCUGACAAGAUAGACACUUCAAGAUAUCGCAACACUUAUGAACACAAUCUGUGUCUGGACAUGUUGAAAGAAGGCUUCCAUCAGUCCUUCCAGGAGCUGUUUAACCUAAUGGAGAAACAGAAGCAGGAUAUACAAAGUUUAGGAAGAGAUUCUGGUCUUUCUGAUCAGCCUUUACUGGAGGAUGAACCUGAGAAACUCGACCAACUAAAGCAUCAUCUUACAACAGCAGAGGCUGCUGGGAGAAGGGGAAAAAUGGACCAGGUGUACCACAGCCUACUGGCCCUGGCACGAUUCUUCGAGGAGACAGAGGACUUCUGGCUUUCAGAUCACUUUUAUGGCUCAUGUUUGAAGACUAGUCUGAAGAUCAGGGGUGAUGGGAGAAGGAAGGAAUCAGAGGCUAACUGUAACAUGGGAUUGGCCUCUGAGAAAAGAGGGGAUCUGUUUAAAGCUGCAGAGUACUUAGAAUCAUUUUACAACUUGACCAAAGGGCGUCUAUGGCAGACAGACAAUGGAGAAAAUCUUCAUUCACUGUCUUGCGGUCACCUCAGAAGAGUGUACACAACAAUGGCAGAUGAGAUUAAGGAAGAUGAUUUGAUGAAGUCCAUAGAAUACCUCUUGAAAGCAUAUGGAAUGGCUAAAGAAAGUGGCGACAGUCAACAAGAAGGCUUAGCUGGGUAUCGACUGGGAAAUACUUAUGAGGAAAUUGGAGAUGCGGAGACUGCCAUUUUGUAUCAUAAUGGAUACUUGGAAAAAUGCCAGCAGAACUCUGAUGAUGUUGGAAUGGGGCGAGCUUGUCAAGCCUUGGCAAAGGCCUAUGAAAUGCAAGGAGAUGUGGAAAGUGCAAUGAAGUAUCUUGAGAUGUUUGUUGAACUGGCCGAUCGAUCUCAGGAGUUACCAGAACAACAGAAAGCUUGUACUAGUCUUGGCUCUAUAUAUAACUCUCUGGGUAAAUACGAAGAUGCUGUCCGCAUGUACAGAAGAGGCUUUGAGAUUGCUCAGGACCUUGCAGCAGUGGAAACCACAGAAACCACAAGAGUGGAAUAUGGAAUUGCUUUAGCCCACACACUUCUUGCACGCUACUCUCAAUGCAUGGAUCAAGUUGGCAAGAGUAACAUGCAGAGAUUGCUUGACUUCAAGAGUUCGAGGUGGGACACGUUUUCAGAAGAAUCAGCAGCUGAAGAAGGUGACGAGGGUAGUCAGCCCAGCAGUGCUGUGGGUUCGGGAGAAAACGGUGGCUCUGUCGAGGGGGAGGAAGAGAAGGAAAAUGUUAUCAUUGACCCAGCCCCUGAAGGGGAAGCCAAGGAUGAGCAACUUGAUGGCGGAACUGACUCAGGGGUAACAAGCGAGGGAGAGAAUGGUAAAGAUGGCCAGGUGGAAGGUCAGCAAGCAGAGUAAAGGCUUGACAAAACCAUUGAAAUUUUGCCAUGAUGAACAAUAAGUCACAUUACCGGUACAUGUACAUGUCAUUGAAGGAGGGUUUGAGUGUGUACAUGUACAUGCAGUUAUAAACACAGGAAAGUAUUUGGAAUAUGGUAGAUUAGCUGUGAACCUUAUGUAUGCAAAAAGAAACCAGCAAUGGAAGUGAUGGCAACACCUUAUUGUACAUGUGACUGUCCAUUAGGCUCUUUGAGACUGGUUAAGUUAUCAAGACGUGUUGAUGUAAUUUAAAGGUUACAGGACUUGUACAUAGUUUGUGAUCAAAGCCAUCAAGGUAGCAUUUUCUUAUCCUUGAUGAAUGUUAGUAACAUGUAAGCAUGUUUUACUCUGCUAUCAUGUUUUGGUGUUUUAAUAUUAGUGUCUGGUUAUAAAUACAAAGUUAACCAAAAUAUAAUUCAUUUAUGCUUUUAAGCCACAUAUUGUACAAACUUAAGGUGAAAACCUUCAUCAUCAUAUUGAUGACACAAUGAUGGACAUAUGGUUACGAUGUAGAAAUGUAAAUUAAAAGAACUACCCAUUCAUUCUUUCAUUUUGUGCAGAGAAAUGUCUUCAUGUACGAUGUUGUAUUUGUUUUACAAAUUUUGCCAUGCAAUUACAAUUUGUUGUUUU
Orbicella faveolata is the source of this 2595-nucleotide messenger RNA. Its product is annotated as tetratricopeptide repeat protein 29-like. Lineage: Eukaryota; Metazoa; Cnidaria; Anthozoa; Scleractinia; Merulinidae. Gene Ontology annotation, cellular component: cilium. Gene Ontology annotation, biological process: cilium movement. Gene Ontology annotation, molecular function: protein binding. The record is from RefSeq and is a predicted model, not a curated record.